GUCAUUGUUGGGGUUCCUCGGGAAGUCGUGGGGAGGCUGCUGCGGACGGUCCCGGGGUAUGAGGCAGAGGGGGAGCAGGCGUGCUGAUAUGGCUUUGACCUCAGCAAACCAGCCUCAGCUGAUUCGGAGCAGCCAGAAGGAUGAGCAGUUCCAGAGCUGUCUGAGGGGGCAGGCUCAUGAGGCCUGCCAGGCCUUUACUGGUGCCAAAAAAUGGCUGCAGUGGAGGAAAGAGAUUGAGCUGCUGUGUGAUCUCGCUUACUACACUCUUACCACAUUUUCAGGUUAUCAAACCUUGGGAGAAGAAUAUGUUAAUAUUGUCCAAGUGGAUUCUUCAAAGAGGAAAGUGCCAUCCGUUCUGCAGCGCUCUCUACUCAUCUGCUGCCACACCUUGUUACCUUAUUUCCUGGAUAAAGAACUAGCUCGCCUAGAACAAGAGCUGCAGAUUGAGAUUGAUGGAGUCCGGGUUCUACACAGCGGCUUGUCUUCUGGUAGUCACCACCGUUCAUGGAUGUGGAAGUGGAUGCACAGAAAGAUAGCUUCUCUUCCAGAGCAGGAAAAAAAGACUCUGGCCAAAACAGUUUAUGCCAUCAGGCAGAGUAUCACCUUUCUUAGAAGGUUGCACCUGGCUGUGUUCUAUAUGAAUGGAAUCUUCUACCACAUUGCCAAACGCAUCACCGGUAUCACAUAUCUGCGUGUCCGUGGAUCACUUGGAGAUGAUAGUAUUGUGCGUCAGAGUUACGGUCUCCUUGGUGCAGUAUCAGUGGUUCAUCUCAUGUUGCUGCUGUAUGUCCAGCUGAAUCAUUUUCAGCAGAAGCAGGAAGCCCAGCAGAAAUUCAAGCUACACCGCAGAAUGUCCUACCAGAGGGCACCGCCACAUGAGAAAAAACUACCAGCGACCCUCUAAGUGCACAUUGUGUUUAGAGCACCGGAAACAUACCACAGCCACACCAUGUGGCCACCUCUUCUGCUGGGAAUGCAUCACUGAAUGGUGUAACACCAAGGCUGAAUGCCCACUGUGCCGAGAAAAAUUCAAUCCACAGAAGCUGGUGUACCUGCGGCACUACCGAUGA
Molecule: messenger RNA, 1070 nt
Organism: Staurois parvus
Lineage: Eukaryota; Metazoa; Chordata; Amphibia; Anura; Ranidae
Source: the annotation of a GenBank genome assembly